AUGAUGGGACAAUUAAUUAAGAUCUCAAAUAGGAGUAUAUCCAAAUGGGAGAAAUCUAUUCAUAUUUCUUUAAACGUGUCCAAUUGUUCUUGCUUCAAAACACCAACCAACCCUAGGCAGAGUUGUGAGCAGAUUAAGACGCAAGAAAAUGGAGGAAAAAGCCCUAGGGAAGGUGUUGAGCUGCCAGAUGAUCUAGUAGAAGAGAUUGUCCAUCAUCUGAGGUGGGUGAAAUCAUUGUUGAGGUUUAAAUCAAUAUCGAAAGGAUGGAAAUCAAUGAUCGAAUCGGGCCAUCUAGCAGAGAAACACCUUCGUCUCCGUCAGAAAAGGGAUGGAGCGGAAGAGCUGAAAGUCACUUUCAAAUGGUCCGAACAGAGAUGCUUUCGUAUGGAGUUUAUCUCAAAAAACGAUGGAUUUAGUGAAGCAGACAAGGUAGAGCCAGAAGAGUAUAUUCGAGUUGCUGGAUCUUGUAACGGUUUGUUCUGCAUCUACGAUUUGGUCUACGUUUAUCUAACCAACCCUAUGACAAAAGUGAUGCGGGCACUUGUUCCUCCUCAAGGUUUCAAACUUUCAGUGGGAUUUGGGAGAGACAUAGUGAGAGGAACAUGCAAAGUGGUGGUUCUGUAUAGUCCCGAUGACAGAGUGGAGACAUUUGUUUUCGAUCUGGGCACUAGCGAGUGGAGGCGGACCGCAGGUCCAAUGCCUCUUGGUCUCACUCUAAUCAGCCCUGAAAGAAACCCAGCCUUUGUAAAGGGCUCACUCUUCUGGUUGUUGACAAGCGAGAUACUAGUCAUGGAUCUUCACACCGAAAAGUUCCGUACUGUGUCACAACUUCUCGCUUCUGAGUCGUCUCCGGCUCCCAUUUACAUUUGGAGUUUCGAAGACCGUCUCUGUGUCUCUGAUUUCAGCUACGUGUGGUUUCUUGUGCAGGACAAGGUUAGUGAGAGGUAG
Molecule: messenger RNA, 948 nt
Organism: Arabis nemorensis
Lineage: Eukaryota; Viridiplantae; Streptophyta; Magnoliopsida; Brassicales; Brassicaceae
Source: the annotation of a GenBank genome assembly